GAUCCUAGCAUCUCAAGCCUCAGCCUUACCGUGCUUAGCACCAACGUGCGGCGCUCAUCCGAUCCCCGCUGACCCCGAACACCCGCCUCACUCUGUCCAGACUGUCCCCUUUGCUGCGGCUGUGUGCCAUGUACUGCACUGUGAUCCCGCCCACGCGUAAAUGAGCUGUAGCCCCCGGCGCGCAGCAGAAUGCGUCUCCGACCCGGACACAGCGAGCAUGACCUGAAGAGGAGAUCCACGCUCGACCCAGCUGGCCUGUUCAGGCGCAGCGACAAGGCCGACAAGAACGACAGGUCGACCGAGUUCCUGGCGGCCGAACGCAUUGCCGUGUCUGAAGAUGGCGGCCGGCCAGCGUCGAGCGAGGUUGCGCGGCCCUCUGUCUCCCGCGACGCCCACCACUCUCCGCCCUCCUCUCCGCGUCCCACGAACCCGCGCCGAUUCUCUAUGCUGAGGUUCCGCCAUGCCUCAGACUCGCAGCUGUCGACGACGGCCAAGGAGCACGCUGCCCGGGACGCGCCGCCGGUGCCGCCGGUGCCUGCCAGCGCAGCUGAGCGCAGCAAUGAGCCUCCAGCCAUAAUCACCACACCACCAACCUUCAUGGACCCCGAGCAGGACGCCAAGAAUGACCAUCCGGCCUCCAAGAAGCGCGGACGCCUGCAGCAGUUCACGCUGCGCCGACGCUCAUUCGACCCAGCGAGCGUUGACAGGCCCGGUGGCAUCCUGCGCAAAUCCAUGGACAAGAAGCGAAGCGGGCCGCUGGGGUCGAAGAAGAGCAAAAUCAACCUGCUCGAGGAAGAAGGGGAGCGAUUACCGGCGAGACAGCAGCGACCCGAGGAGCUGUCCGAGGCGCGCGACUUUGCGGAAGGCACGACUGCCCUGGCGCCCCCAACACACCGUGCGUCCGAGUCGUCUCGAUCAGAUGGCAGCUCUGGCGGACACGUCUCGUUCGAGACCAACACACGACCUCCGCACCCUCAGCGCAUUGGCUCGACGCGCUUUGGCUUUGGACGGCGGAAGCAGCGCGCAUCGCUGUUCCCACUGCCCAUGAAGAUCGAGCCUCCUCAGUUCCCAGACACAGCACCUGCAACACCUCGCGCCUCUACCGGCGGCAUCAGCACCGGCUCGCCCGGCUCACCCUCAGGCAGCCCCCCAUUGACCGCACGCCGAUACACCGAAGGGGACAAUGGGACACAUACACCACCGCUUCCGUCUGCUUCGCAAGUGGCCUUAGCUGCAACCUCGCUCAACCUGGCUUCGCCUGGCACUGGCACUGGCACUGGCACUGGCUCGCUCUUCCGCAACGACUCUUCCAGAUCUGUUCGCUCGGCUCGCUCUUCACCACAGCCUCCCAAGCGAAUUGGGUUGCGAGGGCGAUCUUCAACAAUGGGCUCGUUGGGUGGCAUGUCUGAUGACAACCCGUCACCCACACCGCCCAAUGGCCUCAGCGGGAGGAACUCGACCUCUACCACCGCAGGUCGCAGUAGCUUCAGCAACCUGUUUAGCUUGGGAAGAUUUCGUCAGAAUGAUCUGCACCCAUCCAGACACGGCUCUCCUGCUCACGGAUACACAGGGACUUCCGGCUCCUCCCACCAGAACUCGCUCAGCAUCAGCAGAGAAACCCUGAUCAUGCCCGAGCGCGAAGAGGGCGAGACGCCCGGUCGCUAUCUGGAGAGGAUCGAAGCCAACAACGUAGACAAGAGUGUCGUUGCCAGCUACCUCUCAAAGACGGACGAUCCGUUCCUUCUGUCAGUGUUGCGAAGCUACAUGCGCAAGUUCGCCUUCUUUGGCGAUCCCAUCGACAUGGCGAUCCGCAAGCUGCUCAUGCAGGUUGAGCUACCCAAGGAAACGCAACAGAUCGACAGAGUGCUACAGGGUUUCGCCGACCGCUAUCACGAAUGCAACCCUGGCAUCUACAUAAACACGGACAAAGCGUACUUCAUCUCGUUCUCCAUCAUCAUCCUCCAUACAGAUUUCUUCAACAAGAACAACAAGCGCAAGAUGCAAAGAAAUGACUACAUCAAGAACUCCUCGUGUGAGGGCGUGUCUGACGAUGUCCUUGGGUGCAUUUACGAUAACAUUAUUUACACACCUUUCAUCCACAUCGAAGAUGAAGUGGAUCUUAAGAACAUCUCGUCGAAGAAGAGCAGAAGAACAGCUGUGCUCAAGGGCCCGAACGAUCCUGCCCGUAAAGUCAAGAAGGAGCCCAUCGACCCCUACACCUUGAUCUUUGAAGGCAAACUGGAUGUUCUCCGGCCUACCAUCAAGGACGUAAUGAACCUGGACGACCCCUAUAACUAUCUUGGAACCGCUGCAACGCUCGAUACUAAGAACAUCUACAAGUCCUUCACAAGGUAUGGUGUUAUACAGAUCGUCUCGUCACGGUCCAGACCAGAAGCCUUCAUGUCGGAAGCCGCCCAAGAGAACCCGUUCGGGACGUCAGUUGGUAUCGUCGAAAUGCCUGUGACCAAGGUUGGCAUACUGUGGAGAAAGGACCCGAAGCGCAAGAAGGCACGCUCUCCCUGGCAGGAGUGGGGUGCAGUCCUCACUCGUUCAGGCCUGUCGCUAUUCCGCAACAGCAGUUGGGCUAAGAACCUGAUGAGCCAGCACGAACAGCACGUCAAGCACGGCGAAGCCGGCCCUGCAGUCUUCUCGCCUGCUCUCCAAGAGUUCAAACAAGACCACAUGAUACCCAUGGACGGUGCUGUUGCUUUGGUCGACAAUACUUACAAGAGACACAAGAAUGCCUUUUCAAUAUGCUCCAAGAUUGGAGAGGAGACAUUCCUGGCUGACAGCGAGCAAGACCUGAAUGACUGGUUGGGUGUCCUCAACUACACUGCAGCUUUCGAAACCAUGGGUGUUCGCUCGAGAGGCAUGAUCGGUGGACUGUACGAAGGUCAGAAGAAUCGUGGCAUCAGACGUCUGGAUUCCUCGCAGUCUGGAAAGUCCAUCCCUACGGCAACUGGCGACGUCAUUGUCCAGAGCGGCAAAAUUGACAACCAGUUCGCGCAACAGGUGGUGACGGCGAGGAGAGAAACGAUGCAGUCCCGAAUCUCUGAAUCGGAAGACAAGCUAGCAGAUGCGAUCAAGGAGCUUGAGGCACGUCUUCGUGAUGCUCGGCAUCUUCAAAUUCUGGCGCCCAUUCAGCCGAAGACUCGAGAACUCGUGAUUCAUGCUGCUGGGCGUCUAUCCGCGAGACUCAAGUGGUCGCGUAUCGAGAUUUGGCGCAUGAAGUGUCACCGUGACAUACUAGCACACGAGCUGGAAGAUGAGAAGCAAAGUGCUACCGAGACACAAGCACGAAACGACCGGAUCGCUGAAUCUUCGCAAGCACAGCCAGCGCAAAACUCGCCUGCCUCUACCAGCAAGAUCUCUAAGAUCAGCGGGCUGGCUCGUCUGGCGUCAAAGACGAGUUCUUUGACUAGCAGUCACAAGCCGCCGCUCUCCCCUGAAGGGUCCACCGCGCGCCCAACCACGAAGUCUUCGGGCAACACCGAGAUUGACGAAAGUGCUUUCAAGACGCCUCCCGAGAUGUCGCGCCAGACAAGUCCCACAUUUCCGUCUGGCUCUUACAGUGUGCCGCCAAUCUCGUUCAGCCCACCUGCUUCAGACCGCCGCAGCUCGGUAGCCAGUUCUUCUGUGCAAUCUCCUCGACUAUAUCCAGUUGACAAGCGCCCGUCUGUAUCAACAUUCGAUGACGGUACAGUGGGCUCAGAUGACGAUUCAGAUGAUGAUGUUAGAUACGCCACACCGCCACUCAUCGAAACUGACGCGAUUCAGCCGAAGACGCCUGAGCCAGCUACAGACGGAGCCGUCGAGUCUGAUGCUGAGCAGAGUCUUGCAGCUCAUGCAGGCUCUCCUGCAUCGCGCACGAAGCACCGGCGCAGCUUGCAUCGCACGCUUCGAGAAUCACAUGGUAGCUCAUCGCACCGUCGCAGCCACAAGGGUCGCGAUUCGGCCUCGACUAUCACUAGCGAAGGAGCCUCGGAGAGUGAAGGUCUGAACCGCAGUAAAGGCAGCUUCACCGUACACGGCAAGAAGGCGUCCGUCAUUCAGUUCGGGUCUGACUGGCACAACACUACCGCGGAGGAGAGGCUGAAGGCCAAGAAGCAGCUUCAAGAGGCGCAAGAGCUAGCUUCGGCUGACGAGCGAGAUGGCAGCGUCAGUGACGGUACCGUCGUCAGCCCUGGAUCCGAAAGGAACGACGACACACCUCGUCGCAACCUGUCUUCAGAGCAGGUCAAGCAACGCCAUGUCUCUUCCCAGACCAUCACACCUGAGAACUUCCAUCACUCCCUCGAGUAUCAGGACCCGGACUCUGACGGCGGCUCUGAACUGAGCGAUGUUGCAGAGGAGAGCACAAGCAAGGACGGGGUACCGAUUGAAACGACACCCACUGAGACCGUCACGACCGAGCCCGCCGCGACUGAGCCUGGGUCUACCGAGACGUCAUCAAUGGACUACAUCAAGCAAUUGACAGACCACAACGAAGGCCUCACUGAAGCAAAGAACCCAGACGAAGUCGAACCCAAACCAUAACAACACUGGGCACUAGAACAUCAUACUCGCAACAUACCCCUUUCAUUUGUGUUUUGCAUAUCUGGAUCUUGAAAAGUGGAUUCUCCAAUUUUCCUUACGUUGCAUAGCAAGCAAAAGCGAAUCAUUUCAUUUACAUACUCACUUUCAUCGGCAAUUGCGCAUACAGCAUGGCGCGGGUGGACACGGCUUGGAUGAUAGCACUUCACGGCAGGACGCUUUUCUCAUUUCCUUGGGCACUCGCAGCAUUGCAGUAUGUAUCUAUAGACAGUGGCGUUCAGUCAGAAUCGAUGUGGGCAGGCUUGGAUUGGAAGGUAUGGGGCCGAGGUGGCGAUGGAAUGAUACCACUCUCAUGGGUUGGAUGGACAGUGCGGUAGGAGAGGGUAGGGAGAGAAUCGAAGCCCUGCAAUUCAGA
Molecule: messenger RNA, 4948 nt
Organism: Macroventuria anomochaeta
Lineage: Eukaryota; Fungi; Ascomycota; Dothideomycetes; Pleosporales; Didymellaceae
Product: protein transport protein sec73
Exons: 3
Coding region: 190-4536 (1448 amino acids)
Biological process (GO): regulation of ARF protein signal transduction
Molecular function (GO): guanyl-nucleotide exchange factor activity
Source: RefSeq, a predicted model, not a curated record